Molecule: messenger RNA, 5489 nt
Organism: Durotheca rogersii
Lineage: Eukaryota; Fungi; Ascomycota; Sordariomycetes; Xylariales; Xylariaceae
Exons: 5
Coding region: 608-5056 (1482 amino acids)
Biological process (GO): lagging strand elongation; DNA replication; leading strand elongation
Cellular component (GO): alpha DNA polymerase:primase complex
Molecular function (GO): chromatin binding; DNA-directed DNA polymerase activity; pyrimidine nucleotide binding
Source: RefSeq, a predicted model, not a curated record
CCAAAAGCUGUCGCAUGCGCAGAACCCCACCAUCGGCGGUCGGGACUUGCGUGCACUUGAUGCCAGCUGCCAUGUACGUCAUGCCCCUCCCUCCAAUGGGACGGCCCAGCGUCUUAUCUAACGUCAGGUACCUACUACGUACCUAAUGUGUGGGCCCCCGACCCGUGCCCCUGUUUGUGGGGAGUCCUCCGUGUCGGGUACCUUAGAAAUACAGGCGUAUCCGCCUCUAACAUCGCUGACAAGAGGUACCUCAGCGGUACUGACAGGAUAACUUGCAACGGGAUGAAGCUGAUUGGGUGUUGACAGGCAUUCGCGAAAACGCGCCCGUCCUCGGUGCCACUGUAAAGUGUCGCGUCGCGUCUGGCGGGAAGAGGGAAAGUAGAGUGGAAAGGACCCUCCUCUUCCCUUUCCACCCCCAAUCCAGCAUAACCUGAUGCCUUUUUUCUCCCACGCUGGCCAAUUGCUUGACCUCCUCCUCCCCAACAACAACAAUCCUUAUCCAUCCGUCUCCCUACUCCCCAGCUUCCGUAUUCUACCACUUUUUGAGCAUGCUCUCUUCUUCCUCGUGAAUUCGGCCUAGAGAACGCUCCCGUCUCCCCCAGUCAACAUGUCCAAGGCCGCUAGCAAGCGGAACAAAUACGCCGAGCUGCGAGCUCUACGCAUCUCGGGCAAGAAGGCGUACGACUCGUACGAGGUUGAGGAGAAGCAGGACCUCUACGACGAAGUCGACGAGAACCAGUACAAGAAGCUCGUCCGCGACCGCCUGAACCAGGACGACUUUGUCGUCGACGACAAUGGCGAAGGCUACGCCGACGACGGCCGAGAGGAAUGGGACCGGGUGCAGGCCUACGAUUCAGAUUCCGAGGUCGACGUCCCGCUCCAAGGGAGCCGCCACAAGUCAGAUAAGAAGAAGCGUGACGAGAAGAAGGCGAAGCGGGACGCGGACGACCGGAACAUCGGCGAAUAUUUCAUGAAGGGCCAAGCCGCCGCUCAGCCGAAGCCAAAGGUCGUGAAAACCGAGGAUGACGAUAAGUUCUUGGCCGACCUUCUCGGCGAAGUCGAUGCGAACAUUCCCGCCCCGGUCUCGCGAGCCCCUAAGCGCCAUAGAUCCCCGGAACGGCGUCGACCUCCCGUCCUGUCGCCUGUCCGCGGGAGUCGAGCGCCGGCUACCAAGAAGGCCAGGCUCAGCGAGGACCCACUACCGCCAACACCUCAAGCGCAAGAUGCCCCCGCUGCUGAUGACGAUUUUCUCCCAGAUAUAGAUGACGAUGAUUUCCUAGCGUCGACUGCCGAUAUCCCUAUGAGUGAUGCUGCCCCCGUUCCCUCGUCCCCUACGGCAGCCGUCCUCUCACGCAAGGCUCAAGUUAAGACCGAGCCUGCGGAUGACGAGGUCGAGGAGAUGAUGGAGGUGUCUCAUUCCGGCGCGAUCAACGUCGCGAGUGUCAAUCUGUCCGCGUCUCGACCCGUCAAGAAACUUCCUAAACCCGCCCCGUAUCCCACCCCUGCUAGUUCGUCGCCGUCAAAAGCUCCCGAGGCCGCCAUCGACCCCUCGUCUUGGAAUAAGCUUACCAACAAGCUGAAUGUCGUCGAUAGCUCGCCGAACGAGACUCGAAGUAUCGCCAAGAUCGACUAUAGAUGUGCCAUCGAGGAAGACGGCAGCCUCAACAUGUUCUGGACCGACUAUACCGAAGUCGACGGCUCGCUCUGCUUGUUCGGCAAAGUCCUCAACAAGAGGACUGGGGCAUACGUCAGUUGCUUCAUCAAGGUCGACAACAUCUUGAGGAAGCUGUACUUUCUGCCCCGGACCUACCGUCAGAAGAAUGGACAGGAUACCAGCGACGAGGUCGAAAUGAUGGAGGUCUAUUCCGAGGUUGACGAAAUCAUGACCAAGCUGAAAGUUGAUAUGCACAAGAUCAAGCCGUGCACUCGGAAAUAUGCUUUCGAGCUACCUGGAAUUCCCAAGGAGGGCCAGUACUUGAAGCUGUUAUAUCCCUACAAGAACCAACAGAUCCCCUCCGAGACGACAGGCGAGACCUUCUCCCACGUUUUCGGCACAAACACGGCGCUUUUCGAGCAGUUCGUGCUUUGGAAAAACAUCAUGGGCCCUUGUUGGCUGAAGAUUAGAGAUGCCGACUUCACGACGCUGAAAAACAUCUCACACGCGAAGCUCGAAGUCCUUGUCGACAAUCCCGACACGGUAUCUACGUUGAGCGAUUGCGAUAAUUUGGAUGCGCCUCCCCUCACGCUCAUGAGUAUGGCGAUGCGGACGACAUUCAACGUUAAAGACAACAAGCAGGAGAUACUCGCGAUCAGCGCCCGUAUCUACGAGAAUGUCCAACUCAGCGAUACCACCCCGGCGGAGAAACUACCUUCGAAGAUGUUCACGCUAAUCAGACCGGUUGGGUCUGCUUUUCCCCUUGGCUUCGAAACGCUAGCGAAGGGGAGGGCGAAGGCGUUCAUAAAAUUGGUGAAGCAAGAGUCCGAGAUAUUGUCUUUUUUCCUGGCGCAGGUUGACCUCAUCGACCCCGACGUGAUCGUUGGCCACCAACUUGAGGGUGUCGACUACAGCAUCUUGGUGAGCCGGCUACGUGAGAAGAAGACACCCCAAUGGUCACGACUGGGGCGACUGCGCAGGACACAAUGGCCGUCAUCCAUAAGCAAAGCGGGUGGCAACGUGUUCGCGGAACGCCAAAUCAUGGCUGGCCGCCUGUUAUGCGACCUGGCCAACGAGGCUGGAAAGUCUGUCAUGUAUAAGUGCCCGUCGUGGAGCUUGACGGAGAUGUGCAGCAUCUAUCUCGGCGGGGAUACUCGAAGGCAAGAAUUUGAUAACGACACCGCUCUCAAGACCUGGGCGACGGAGAAAUCGGGCUUGAUGGGCUAUGUCACCCAUAUGGAGGCCGACACGUAUUUCAUCGCCGCGCUGGCCUUGGGCACGCAAAUGUUGCCUCUGACAAAGGUCCUGACAAAUUUGGCGGGCAACUCGUGGGCUCGCACACUGACCGGUACGCGAGCGGAGCGAAAUGAGUACAUUCUGCUCCACGAAUUCCACCGCAAUAAAUAUAUCUGCCCGGACAAGCAAGUCUUCAAGGGACGAGUAAAGAUCGAGGAAGAUAACGACGCCGAAGAAGCUGCCGAUGGCAAGAAGAAGGAUAAGUAUAAGGGAGGCUUGGUCUUCGAACCGGAGAGGGGCCUAUAUGAUAAGUUUGUGCUAGUCAUGGACUUCAACUCGCUGUAUCCUUCCAUCAUCCAAGAGUUCAACAUCUGCUUCACGACAGUUGAGCGUAGCUCAUUGUCGGAGGAUGACGAAACAGUCCCGGAAGUUCCUACGGGACAGGAGCAAGGUAUAUUACCGAGGCUCAUCGCAACUCUUGUCGGUCGGCGGCGGCAGGUCAAGUCGCUCAUGAAGGAUAAGAACGCCACCCCUGAGCAACUUGCCACCUGGGAUAUCAAGCAGUUGGCCUUAAAGCUGACAGCCAACUCCAUGUAUGGUUGUCUUGGGUAUACUCGAUCCCGCUUCUACGCUAGGCCUCUUGCCGUCCUCACGACCUACAAAGGUCGCGAGAUCCUGCGUAGCACCAAAGAGCUCGCCGAGUCGAAAUCCCUCCAGGUUAUUUACGGCGAUACCGAUUCGGUCAUGAUCAAUGCCAAUGUAGACACGGUCGCGGACGCUCUCAAGGUCGGCGCGGAGUUCAAGAAGGCCGUCAACGCGAAAUAUCGCCUACUCGAAAUCGACAUUGACAACAUCUUCCGACGUAUCUUGCUCCAGGCCAAGAAAAAGUACGCUGCCAUCAACAUGGUAGAGGUGCCUGGUGGCAAGUUCAUCGAGAAGAUGGAAGUCAAGGGCCUCGACAUGAGGCGUAGAGAGUUUUGCAAAUUAUCAAAGGAUAUUUCAGAGCGCGUCCUCAACGAAAUUCUGUCUGGCGAUGACACGGAAGUCUCUGUUCAACGAAUACACGAGUACUUGCGCGAGAUAGCGGGGAAGAUGCGGGGGCACAACAUUCCCACCCAUAAGUAUAUCAUCUACACGCAGCUGGGCAAGGCGCCGAAGGAUUACCCGAACGCAGACUCGAUGCCGCAGGUCCAGGUCGCGUUGCGGGAGAUCGCGCGCGGCAAGAAUAUCCGCCGCGGGGAUGUCAUUUCUUACAUCGUGACCGGGGACAGCAAGACUACCUCGGAGCCGGUCGCCAAACGCUCGUUCACACCGCAAGACGUGACGAAACCGGACUCGGGUCUCCAAGUGGAUGUCGAGUGGUAUAUGGGCAAGCAGAUUUUCCCACCCGUCGAGCGUCUCUGUGCCAACAUCACCGGAACCUCCACCUUGCAACUCGCGGAGCAGCUCGGCCUCGACAUACGCCGCUAUGCGAAUAACCCUACCCAUAGCCAGUCAGGAUCCAACGGACCCGAUUUCCAUCCGCUAGAAUCUCAGAUUCCCGACGACGUCCGCUUCCGCGACUGCACACGCCUCUCGUUGCGCUGCCGCAAGUGCAAGGCCUCGGCCCCCUUCGAGGGCCUCGUCUCGCCGGCGGAACCGAACCGCGUGACGCCGCACGGGGUAGCCUGCCCGUCGUGCGCGGCGGUGAUCCCGAACAUCAGCAUCGUGGCGCAGGUCGAGCGCGCGAUCCGGACGGAGACGUCGCGGUACUACGAGGGGUGGCUGGUAUGCGACGACACGUCGUGCGGGGCGCGAACGCGGCAGAUGUCGGUGUACGGGUCGCGGUGCCUCGGGCCGAAGGGGCUCGGGACCGGGUGCACGGGGCGGAUGCGGUACGAGCGCGGGGAGCGCGCCGCGUACACCCAGCUGGCGUACUUCGCGUCGCUGUGGGACGUGAAAAAGGCGAAGGAGCGGGCGACGUCGGGCGCGGCGGGGCUCGGCGGCCAAGGCAACGGCGGCAGCCUCACCGACGGCGAGCGCCAGAGCGUGCUCGCGCUCGCGGAGCACAACCACACCCGCUUCGGCACCGUUAUGCGCGUCGUCGAGAGCCACCUCGAAAAGUGCGGCUACGGCUGGGUCGCGAUGGACGCGCUCUUCGGCAAGGUCGGCCUCGCCGCCGUCUAAACUGCUUGCUGGCCGAGCCCCCUCCCUCUCUCACCCCGAUCGACCCCUGUCGACGGCUGCGGUUUUCGCUCGUCUUAAUUAACCCUACCCACUAGUAGCGAGCGAGUUGUCCGUGCUGGCGGACCGCGAAGGAGUGGAGAAAGAAAAAGAAGAAUCAGGCCCCGAGAAGGAACGAGAGCUAGGUACCCAAAUUCAGUUGGACGAUCAUGGCGGUCGGCGUUCUACGGUUGCGUCUGCCUCUUCUUUUCCUGUCUGUUUUCGUUUGCGUACGCCUCGCAGAGAAGCUCGAGGGCUGUCGGGUGGGAUUCCCGGGCGGGAUCGGAUGCGCUUUCGUAGGUAGUAGCGCACGCGGUCGACACGUGUAUAUAUGUACGUACCUACGUAUGUGUGAGCUCAGGCUUGCUUGUAAUGAAAAAGGGAACAUCGAAUCACG